AAACCUCACGGCAAAACUAUGGUUCUCCAUCAUAAACAGUUUGAGCAGGCAGGCAAGGCUGGGGGUCUCCAGAUUUGGAGGAUCGAGAAAAUGGAGCUGGUCCCGGUACCUGAGAACCUACAUGGGAACUUCUACGUGGGGGAUGCUUACCUGGUUCUCCGCACUGUUAAGCAAAAGGACCAUUUUUACUACGACCUGCAUUACUGGCUGGGCAAGGAAUGUACACAGGACGAGAGCACGGCUGCAGCUAUCUUCACGGUUCAGCUGGAUGACUAUUUGGGAGGAAAACCCGUCCAGUUCCGGGAACUGCAGGGCUUUGAGUCCACCACCUUCACCAGUUACUUCAAAGGAGGAAUCACAUACCAAUCAGGGGGCGUGGCAUCAGGAUUCCAUCACGUGGUCACCAAUGACCUCACAGCCCGAAGACUUUUCCACAUCAAAGGUCGACGUGUCGUCAGGGCAACAGAGGUGCCACUGGACUGGUCCAGCUUCAACAAGGGCGACUGUUUCAUUGUGGACCUGGGCGCAGUCAUCUACCAAUGGUGUGGCUCCAAGUGCAACAAGUUUGAAAGGCUGAAGGCCGCUCAGGUGGCAACAGGUAUCCGUGACAACGAGAGAAAUGGCAGGGCUCAGGUGGUUGUUGUGGAGGAAGGGAGUGAACCAUCAACCAUGACAGAGGUUCUUGGAGACAAACCAGACCUGCCAGAAGGUGAUGACAAUGAUGAUGCAGUGGCAGAUAUGUCAAACAGGAAAAUGGCCAAACUUUACAUGGUGUCUGAUGUUACUGGUGAAAUGCAGGUAACUCUGGUGUCUGAAGAGAAUCCCUUUUCUCAAAGCCAGCUGCUCUCAGAUGAAUGUUUCAUCCUGGACCACGGCAAAAACAAGAUGAUCUUUGUCUGGAAAGGCCGCAAUGCAAAUCCCAACGAGAGGAAGGAAGCCAUGAAGACAGCAGAGAGUUUCAUAAAGCAGAUGGGCUAUGCGCCAAACACUCAGGUCCAGGUUCUUCCAGAGGGUGGAGAGACACCAAUCUUUAAACAGUUCUUCCAGAACUGGAAGGAUGUGGACCAGAGCGAGGGCCUUGGCAGGGUCUACGUCACAGAGAGGAUCGCCAAAAUCCAGCAGGUCCCCUUUGAUGCCACCAAACUGCAUGAGUCUCAGCACAUGGCUGCCCAAUAUAACAUGGUGGACAAUGGUUCUGGGGACACACAGAUUUGGAGAGUGGAGUGUGGUGCUAAAGGAGAAACCAAAGUCCCAGUAGACCCUAACACAUACGGCCAGUUCUACGGUGGAGAUUGCUAUAUCAUUUUAUACACAUAUUUAAAAGGACAAAUCAUUUACACUUGGCAGGGUUCCAGCAGCACUUUAGAUGAAGUGACAGCUUCAGCCUUUCUCACGGUGGAACUGGAUCGCUCUCUCAAUGGAAAAGCUGUUCAGGUGAGAGUAACCCAGGGUAAGGAACCUGCUCAUUUGCUGAGUCUCUUCAAAGACAAACCUCUGAUUAUUUAUAAAAAUGGGACAUCCAGGAAAGAUGGGCAGGCUCCCCCACCCUCUACACGCCUCUUCCAAGUGCGUAGGAACUUGGACACCAUCACACGCAUCGCUGAGGUUGACACCAAAGCUUCCUGCUUGAACUCUAAUGAUGCCUACCUGCUGAAGCUGCCCCAUGGGGGUGGAUAUUUGUGGGUGGGGAAAGGUGCCAGUGAGGAAGAGGAGAAAGGAGCAAAGUACAUGAGUGAGGUUCUGAAUUGUGAAGCCAAACGUAUCGUGGAGGGACAAGAACCAGCUGAUUUUUGGGCAGCACUGGGUGGAAAGACAGACUACCAGACAUCAGAUUCUCUGGAGUGUAAAAGCAUUGCUCAUCCUCCUAGACUAUUUGCAUGUUCCAACAAAACAGGCAGGUUUAUUAUUGAAGAGGUGCCAGGAGAGUUCAACCAGGAUGACUUGGCAGAAGAUGAUGUCAUGCUCUUAGAUGUCUGGGAUCAGGUGUUUAUCUGGGUUGGCAAAGAUGCAAACGAGGUGGAGAGAACUGAGUCAGUUAAAUCUGCUAAGACGUACAUAGAAACGGAUCCGUCUGGACGGGACAAGGGGACGCCAGUAGUGAUCGUCAAGCAGGGGCAUGAACCACCCACCUUUACAGGAUGGUUCCUGGGUUGGGACGCCUCCCGCUGGGAUACUGAUGCCGUGGCCGGGACUAUGAAGUCGCUGACCGUUGUCUAA
Molecule: messenger RNA, 2217 nt
Organism: Chanos chanos (milkfish)
Lineage: Eukaryota; Metazoa; Chordata; Actinopteri; Gonorynchiformes; Chanidae
Product: adseverin-like
Exons: 16
Coding region: 19-2217 (732 amino acids)
Biological process (GO): barbed-end actin filament capping; central nervous system development; cell projection assembly
Cellular component (GO): cytoplasm; actin cytoskeleton
Molecular function (GO): phosphatidylinositol-4,5-bisphosphate binding; actin filament binding
Source: RefSeq, a predicted model, not a curated record